Molecule: messenger RNA, 4732 nt
Organism: Zea mays
Lineage: Eukaryota; Viridiplantae; Streptophyta; Magnoliopsida; Poales; Poaceae
Exons: 1
Coding region: 79-1884 (601 amino acids)
Biological process (GO): RNA modification
Molecular function (GO): RNA binding; protein binding
Source: RefSeq, marked validated
GUGCCGGUACUGGUACCGGGCCGAAAUUUGACCCCCCUCUCUCUGCUGAGCACACGGCCACACGCCCCAACUCUCGCGAUGGCGGCCUCUGCCGCCGCGGGGCGCUCGUGGGACCCAGCCGUCUCGCUGCGGCUGGGCCACCCUGCGCUGGUGCUCCUCGAGCGGUGCCGCGGGGCGCGGCCGUUCCGGGCCAUCCUUGCCCACCUGCUCCGCCUUGGCCUCGCCAUGGAGACGUUCCCUAUGAGCCGGCUCCUCCAUUACGCCAUCGUCGUGUCCUCCCCGCGCCUCACGCGCGAGGCUGAGCUCCUCUUCCAGCAUUUCACGCCCCGCCCCAAUCUCUACAUCUAUAAUCUCAUGCUCUCCGCGGCGGCGGCGCGCGACUCCUCCUCGUCGACCCAGGCGGCGGCUCUCUACCGGUCCAUGCUCGCGUCGUCCGUCCUCCCCGACCAGCAGACCUUCCUCGCUCUGCUUAGGUCGGUGGAACGCCUGUCCGCCGGGAGGCAGGUGCACGCCCAUGUCGUUGUGAGUGGUUUGCACUCGCGCGUGUACCUGCGGAACUCUCUGAUCAAGAUGUACAUCGACGCCGGGGAUGUGGAGACCGCCGAGCUGAUGUUCCGUUCUGCACUGGUGUUGGAUACCGUGUCUUGCAACAUCAUGCUAUCUGGGUAUGUGAAUGAAGGGUGCACCCUGAAGGCGCUGUGGUUUUUCCGUGAUAUGGCAAGCCGGGGGAUUGUUGUUGAUCAGUAUACGGCUGUUGCUCUGCUCACUUGCUGUGGGCGCCUGAAGAACGAGCUUAUUGGGAGGUCUGUCCAUGGUGUCAUCGUGCGGAGAAUGGAUGCAGGAGAUCAUGGGUUGAUUCUGGUAAAUGCUCUUUUGGACAUGUAUGCAAAAUGUGGGAGAAUGAACGCAGCAAAGACAAUCUUUGGUGAAACUGGUGAGAAGGAUGCCAUUUCAUGGAACACCAUGGUUUCAGGUUUUGUAAAUGCUGGCAUGUUGGACCUUGCUAGCAGAUUUUUUUCUGAGGCACCUUCCAGGGAUCUAAUAUCCUGGAACGCGCUUCUAGCUGGAUAUGCUAGAUACAAAAGUUUCAAUGAAGUGAUGAAGCUAUUCCAUGAUAUGGUUGCCAGUUGUGUAAAUCUGGACAAGGUGACUGCUGUUACCUUGAUUUCUGCGGCCACAGGUAAGGGAUCACUGAAUCAUGCAAAGAGUGUCCACGGUUGGGUAGUGAAAGAAUUUGACCAUCAGGAUGCUUUUUUGGCGUCGGCUCUUGUAGACAUGUAUUGCAAAUGUGGAAAUGUUAAAACAGCUUACUAUGUGUUCGAGAAAGCCUUGGACAAAGAUGUUACCUUGUGGACAGCUAUGAUCUCUGGCCUUGCAUUCAAUGGCCAUGGAACUGAAGCAUUGGAACUAUUUUGCAAGAUGCAAACUGAGGUCGUAGCACCUAAUGGUGUCACAUUGCUUGCUGUUCUCAGUGCAUGCAGUCAUUCUGGUCUGCUGGAUGAAGGAUGUAAGAUUUUUGAUGCUAUGAAGCAAAGAUACAGUAUUGAACCAGGGAUAGAACAUUUUGGGUGUAUGGUUGAUCUCCUUGCACGGUCAGGUAGGCUGAUUGAUGCUUUAGCUUUGGCUAGGAGGAUGCCGAUGAGGCCAAGUCGGUCUAUAUGGGGUUCCAUUUUAAAUGCAAGUUUGGCUGGUCAAAAUAUUGAAGUUGCAGAAAUUGCUUCAAAAGAACUCCUUCGUCUUGACCCAGCAGAAGAAGGUGGAUACGUCUUGCUUUCCAACUUGCAUGCGGCUGGAGGUCACUGGAACCACAGUGACAAAGUGAGGCAGAUCAUGGAAAGAAAAGGAUUGAGAAAAUUAGCAGGUGCUAGUAAUUUUGGAUCUUGAUGUUGUUGCUUCACAAGUUCAGAUGCCAGGCAAGACUACCAUUUUUUUUGAAAUGCAAGCUUGUUUCUUCUAAUGAACGGAUUAAAUCUUGUACAUUUCAUGGAAAUUUGCUACGCCCUCAACAUCUGUCGUGCGGGCGUUCACCCUCUUGUGAAGUUUGUUCAGCCGGGCGUUUCCCACAGGAGUUUGCCUGUCCAGGUAUUCUCUUAAGUCGCUAAUCUGUUGUUGAGUAGAGGAGGUGUUUGGGCGAGACGAAUGUAAGUUUAAUUAAUCUAUAAUUUACAAAUGUUAAUUUAGCAUCAUAUGGAUAAACUAGUUAUAUACCCGUGCGUUGUUACGGAAACAAUAUAAUAAAAUACAAUGAUAUAUACAAACAUUAAUUGUUAUUCUAUACUUUUGUUAGUAUCACUAAAAGAUGAGAACGAUGUACUUCCAUUCACACUAAAAUCUGAAAUGGACUUCUACUGCAAGCUCGAUGCUAUUCUCACUUCAUUCCUACCAAUCUCAGCUUAUUUUAGAUUUUUCAGUAAAUAAAUCAAUAAACAUUUAGAAUUUAUAAAAGAUGAGAAUUUAUUCAGUAUAAUAGUUAAACUCGUCACUUAUAGAUAAAUGCUCUACCAAGGGAACAUUCAUGCCACUAUAACAAAUUACCUAAUAUUGACUAUACUAUUGCAGCAUUAUGAAGCAUUCUAGUAGCAGUACAUAUAAGCAUUUUUUCUAUCAAUAAAACUAUGUUUUGAAGCAUGCUUGCACAAAAACCAACCAUUUCUUUACCUAUUGCGUCAGUCAGCUUUAUAAAGCAUUCCAGUAAUACAGUGACAUGCCUUCAUAGCGGUUAUUAAAGCACCACUAAAAAUUACGCUCGAGACAAGAACGGGUCAAUGAAAAUUCCAGACAAAUACGGAUGCAAAUAAAUUAGCUACAAUGUCAUCGCACUAUUAACCACAAUCAGUGAAAAAUUUCAUAUACCAGAUAAAUACAUAUGCAAAAUAACCACCAACAAAGGAGAAGAAUGGACCUGGUGUCUAACCUGACCAAGCUGCACCACAAACUCAUUCAUCUGAAACUCUUAUCUCCUAUAAUAUAUAUAAAGCCCUUGAAAUGACAUUAGAAUCCAAGUGUUCCCCAUAAAGUUUAUCAUUUCGGACCAACAAAGUUUGUAUUAGGGUCAUUUCUCGACCAUUGUUAAUGCAAGAAAGAAGCAUCGAAUGAGAUGUAAAAGAAUUCAAAGAAUGUACGUUGUACAUAAUGGAAUACAUCAUGUUUUCAAAAGAUAAAUGAACUAAUAGUCACAAUAUCAGAUACCAGACCAUAUUUUGAACCAAAUAUACAAAAGAUGUAAUCUUCCCUCCUUUUAUUAGCACAAGACUUUUAUAACAUCAGACACCAUUGACGUUUAGUUAUAACAUAAGUACUUUAUUAGUGAGGUAUUAAAACAAUAAAAUAAGCAAACAGUUACCUAAACAUUAAACUGUAAGCUAGCCAUACACUACAACAACUGCUGUAGCGCAGAUGGCCCAUGAAGAAUGUAAAGAAUGCUCUAGGAACCAAAUCUAGCACUGUUUUUGGAUCUGGACAAUAAAGUGAAGCACAUGAUCGAGCAACGAAGCACAAAUGACAUCAAGAUCAUACAGAAGCCUCCCAACGGUGAUGAUAGUAGUGACCGGAAACUCCUGCUGGUGUCAGACCUAGGGAACUAAAUCUUUGGACCUCCAAUCUAGCCAUGAGAGUGUUGGUCACAGCUUGCUUCAGCCAAAGUUGUUCCUUGUAAACAACAUACCUGCAUUUCAUUUAUCGAGCUAUCAACAAAUAAUAUUAGCAUCACUAAAUUUUGGAACAACGCAUGUUAGUUUUAUUUUAAUUAAAUAAUUAUGCUUACUGGUCUAUGACAUCUCAUAUGCGUAGGUGGCGCCUCAAUGAUGGAGCUAGAGAGCAGCAAGGAUUGAGGAAGCUACCGGGACCAGGAGCAAAGAAUGAAAGCCAAGUGAAGAGGCAGGAUGGGAAUGUAGGGGAGGAGUCGAAGGCGAUUUGAGAGGAAGCCUCUGAGGAGGCAGCUUUAGGUCAAUGACACAGACUGAUCGAUCACAGUUGCACGUUGUGGACUGGGAUCUCACUCGUUUGCCUUGGAAUGGGAGAUAGUAAUCAUCAGUUGCUUAUGUUAAAGUACUUGGGAUCAGCGGGGAAGUCAUGCUCCACUCACAGCUACAACAAAGUUGGAACCUGUUACAUUAAAUUCUACAGAUUUAACAGAACAAGAAACAAGCAAGGAAUAGUUUGAUUUAUUGAAAACAUGAAGGGAAACUUUGCUUAUGUCAAAGGAACUCGGAGGUGCGAGCAAAGCCUUGGGUACACCUAUCGCAAUUCAUCUACUCCCUUUCAAAGUGAAGAAACCAAUUACAUAUACAUUGAGUGCUUCAAAUAUUGAAAACAUGAAGGAAAAAAUAUUGCAAAGCUAUUGCUCGGUUAUGAUACUUCAGGAGGAGCUUAGGGCGUUUGUGCGGCUCUGGCCUUGUCUAAUGGCAUAAUCAAUCUCUCUGGUACACUUCUAGAAGUAGUUUAUUUUGUGUAUACUCGAGUGUCCCUGUGCUCCUUGACCAUGAUAGUACAAGGCUGACUUAAUGUUAAAGCUACUGUUUUUGGAGAACUCUGGAAGCUGGAACCAUUGUGUGAAGAUAAAAGGUUGUGGUGGAGAAAAGAAAUGGACUGGUUGAUGUCUCCUACAACUUAUAUGGUGGAGCUGGUUCCAAUGAAGCAAAGAGGGUCAGAUGGAUGCACAUUUUAGAUGAUUAACCUCCAAAUAGAAUGUUUCUUACUUGCUCUUGUAUCUUUAUUAUAAAGUAAAAAGUUU